AUGUGCUCCUUGUCACGCACAACCAUUUCUUCUUUCGGGUCUCAGACCAUCACAUGCCAUCCACAUAUCAGGACAAUGAAUGAAUCCAAGAGCUGCAGUCUCACAGACAUAGAGGUGAAUCCCCACGUUCAUCUCACUGAAUUUUCUCUAUAUAUCCUCACUUUCUUUUUUGGAGUGAUUUUUAAUGUCCUCGCCCUGUGGGUGUUCUUCUGCAAAAUAAAGAAGUGGACAGAAACCAGGGUGUACGCCAUCAACUUGGUCUUUGCCGAUUUCUUUGUCAUCUGCACCUUGCCUUUCAUGGCAUAUUUGAUCUGGAAAAAGUCAGUCCGAAAUGAACUCUGCCAGUUUAUAGAGGCAAUGUACUUCAUCAACAUGGUAGUGAGCAUCUACAUCAUUUCAUUUAUCUCCAUCGAUCGGUACCUGGGCAUAAAGCACCCCCUGAAAGCUCGGGCCUUCAGGUCUCCAUCCAAAGCUGCUCUUCUCUGUGGGCUCCUGUGGCUCGCUGUCACCAUUGCAACCAUCUUAAAACUUCAGCAGAGAUAUGCUGACUCCUGCUUUCAGUACGAUGCCAGCACUCCCACCGCUCUGAUACUGCUUUCCAUGUUCUUCAUUUUCACUCUUCCCUUAGCAACCUUGACCUUUUGUUCCAUAGAAAUCAUCAGGAACCUUAGGAGACAGCUGAAGACAAACUCACCGGAGAAGAAGUCAAUCCAGAAAGCUCUUUAUAUCAUUUAUGCCAAUCUGAUUGUGUUUCUGUUAUGUUUUCUGCCAUCCCACCUCCUGCUCAUUGCCAGGCUCAUAACGAAUCACACUGAAACUACCUGUUCCCUGAACUACUUUUUGAAGAACGUCUCCUCCAUGACGCGGUGCAUUGCCACGUCCAACUGCUGCCUGGACUGUGUCUGCUACUACUUUGUGACCAAGGAGUUCCAGGACGCCAUCCUGCUGCCCAAGUCCAGCGCUGCCAGAACAACGCAAACCCAUUCUGUGCAGACACACGUUUGCUAAAAAAAGGAGAAACUAAACAAAACGAAACCACAACGAAACCAACACAUUCUACCAUGUCAAGAGGAGAUAUGGCUGCGCUGUCAUGGGGAUAACCAUCCCCCUUUCACUCCAAGGAGAGCUUUGUUAUGUGUAUCAUUGUUAAGCUGUAAUUUCUACCCUGUGUUUCUGUUAAGCUGAUAAAACAUUUUACAUAGAGGUGCCAAAGUGACUCUGCAAUGGCAGUGCGUUAACGUUCCCUUCCCCUCCAUGUGUUACUCUUAUGGGAAGAAGGGUGGCCCAUGUAUGUCAGUCAUGCUGUUUUAUUUCACAACUAAAGUCAACUCAACCUAAAACACAAAAGCCAACAAAAAAGCCUGUACUGUGCUUUAUUUCAUGGUGUAUCUCAGAUUGCUUGCAUUGAAACAA
Molecule: messenger RNA, 1413 nt
Organism: Centrocercus urophasianus (Greater sage-grouse)
Lineage: Eukaryota; Metazoa; Chordata; Aves; Galliformes; Phasianidae
Product: G-protein coupled receptor 35-like
Exons: 3
Coding region: 1-1008 (335 amino acids)
Biological process (GO): phospholipase C-activating G protein-coupled receptor signaling pathway; positive regulation of Rho protein signal transduction
Cellular component (GO): membrane
Molecular function (GO): G protein-coupled receptor activity
Source: RefSeq, a predicted model, not a curated record